UCAGCAGUGUUUUUUGUCACUCAGUCGUCAUGGGACCAAUGUCAUAACUCCCCCUAGCCCCGCCAAGCUUGUUCACACACCCCUCCUGCCCGGCCAAUCUCCAAUCCCUCUCGUUUCAUCCACAAUCAUAAAUUUACUAUAAAAAACCCCAAAGAGUGUCAAAACGCUCAAAGACGGAUCCUGUCCGACAAGCGUAGGAAUGAUAUCAUACAACCGGGAAUGGAUGGACAAUCCGGUGGAGCACAUGCGCGAACCCCACAUUUCCCCACAUUAUCCCCGCUAGAGUUCCCGACGGAGAGAGUUGGUGCUCAUGUAACGAGACAAACUAAUCCAGAUUUGACGGUACCAGACCAUCUGGCUCUUGUGUGCCUCCACCAUUGCAUCGCGAAUCCGCGCUUGCGCACGGUGAUCAGCGCAGACGACUACCCGGCGCUCGGAGCCCCAACGUGUGUAGACGCGCAGACCGCGGUGUUCCCGCGCAUAGUCAAUGACGCCACGGUGACAAGCACGGUGAUUUGCAUGGCCAGAGAUGCCGUAGCCGUCAAAAGUGAUGACCAAUGAAAUGGAGCGGCCAGCAGACUUGGCGGACUCUAUAGCGGAUCCAACGGCACUUGCGACGGCAGUCGUCGACCACGUGUUCCGCAUGCCGUCCUGCAACUUCGGAUCCUCAACAACGUGGACAUUGGACGCGGGGAUCUUGUAACGGGAAGCGGCCUCUACGAUCUCUUUGGCGCGAAUAGCUCCUAAGCCGUCGGCAUUUCCGUUAGAAAGGCAUAGCAAAUGGACGCCUCCGUGCCGGCGUCGGCUAACAAAGUCUACUGUGGGCCCGAAGAACAUAGACUCGUCGUCAGGGUGUGCAAACACAAAAAGAACGUCAUGGUCGAGCAGCUGCUCAUGUCCCGGGGACGCCGCAUUGAGGGCGAAGGUAAUGCCGGCAAUGGAAACGGCGAUCGUAAUUAAGAGCCAGUUCAUGGUGGAAGCUGGAUGAUGCCAGUCUGCUCCAGUGGGGUUUUGAGGGAAACGUUUGAUGAGGCGCUGCGUGGGUGUUUUACAGUGAGUCGCAGUGAGAUGCAACGAGGUUUAAGGGAAUGCAAUGUGUUUUAAUGUGAUUUAGUGAGACUGAAUAACACAAUGCAGGUUUGCGCUAGUGGCCCCUGUUGAUCAUGAAUCUUAAUAUAAAUAAGGUUUCGCUUGUUUUGGCUGUCUCCCUUCCUCCUCUUGCCUUCAUUUCGUCUCCAGCACUCAUCUUCCUUCUGCCAUGUUCCGUUCGCCCAUUCUACAAACCAUCCGGCGUCUGUCGACGCAGACGCGUCAGGCCAUUGAGCAAGCCCUCAAGGAGGAUCCUGUGGUCCUCUUUAUGAAAGGAACACCCAGCAGACCAAUGUGUGGCUUCUCCCGUGCGGCUAUACAGGUCCUCUCUCUCGAAAACAUUGAUCCUCGCAAGCUUGCCACAUACGACGUCCUCGCUGACAACGAGCUCCGCCAGGGCAUAAAGGAGUUCAGCGACUGGCCCACGAUCCCCCAACUUUAUGUCCACGGAGAGUUUGUCGGCGGCACCGACCUGCUGCUCACUAUGCAUAAAUCGGGUGAAUUACGCAAAAUGUUCAAGGAGGCUGACGUCGUCGACGAAGCAUCUGAGGAAGCUGCCGAAGAAAACGGCAACGAGAAUUCCGCUGAGACUUCAAAUGCCGAGACCAAGUAGCAAAGGUUCGGCAAUUGGCAACCGUACAAAAUGUAAUGAAUGAAUGCGCAGGCAACUGGAGCUUGUACUAAAAGUGGAGUUAUAGAUUGGAUAAAUAAAGAUGUUUUGGUA
Messenger RNA from Schizosaccharomyces japonicus yFS275, 1813 nucleotides. Its product is annotated as monothiol glutaredoxin Grx5. Gene Ontology annotation, biological process: [2Fe-2S] cluster assembly. The transcript is spliced from 3 exons. Bases 1259 to 1702 code for a protein of 147 amino acids. The record is from RefSeq and is a predicted model, not a curated record. Lineage: Eukaryota; Fungi; Ascomycota; Schizosaccharomycetes; Schizosaccharomycetales; Schizosaccharomycetaceae. Gene Ontology annotation, cellular component: mitochondrion. Gene Ontology annotation, molecular function: 2 iron, 2 sulfur cluster binding; glutathione disulfide oxidoreductase activity.